CGAUCCGACCGUGAAUCGCUCUCGGAGCAAUGACUAUGAUGACUCCGCCGCCGCUCGAUCAGCAGGAAGACGAGGAGAUGCUUGUUCCGAAUCCGGAUUUGGUCGAGGGACCUCAGCCUAUGGAAGUUGCCCAAACUGAGCCUGCUGCUACCGCCGUGGAGAAUCCCCCACCCGAGGAUCCUCCAACUCUGAAAUUCACGUGGACCAUCCCAAUUUUCACUAGGCUCAAUACCAGGAAGCAUUACUCUGAUGUAUUUGUUGUUGGCGGUUAUAAAUGGCGUAUAUUGAUUUUUCCCAAAGGAAACAAUGUCGACCAUUUGUCAAUGUACUUGGAUGUUGCUGACGCCGCGAAUUUGCCGUAUGGGUGGAGCAGAUAUUCACAGUUCAGUCUGGCUGUAGUGAAUCAAGUCAACAACCGAUAUUCCAUCAGAAAGGAGACGCAACAUCAAUUCAAUGCAAGAGAAAGCGAUUGGGGGUUUACAUCAUUCAUGCCUCUCAGCGAGCUCUAUGAUCCCACUCGAGGAUAUUUAGUGAAUGACACUGUUCUGAUUGAAGCUGAAGUUGCUGUGCGUAAAGUUCUUGAUUACUGGUCAUAUGACUCAAAAAAAGAGACUGGCUUUGUUGGACUAAAAAACCAAGGUGCUACCUGUUACAUGAAUUCUCUCCUGCAGACUUUAUACCACAUACCUUACUUCAGAAAGGCUGUGUACCACAUGCCAACGACUGAAAAUGAUGCACCUACUGCUAGUAUCCCAUUGGCGCUCCAGAGUUUGUUUUACAAGCUUCAGUAUAAUGAUACCAGUGUAGCGACAAAGGAGCUGACAAAGUCGUUUGGUUGGGAUACAUAUGAUUCUUUCAUGCAACAUGAUGUCCAAGAACUCAACCGAGUUCUCUGUGAAAAGCUUGAGGACAAGAUGAAGGGAACUGUUGUGGAGGGAACAAUACAAAAGCUAUUUGAGGGUCACCACAUGAAUUACAUUGAGUGCAUUAAUGUAGAUUACAAAUCUACACGAAAAGAAUCAUUCUAUGACCUCCAGCUUGAUGUCAAAGGCUGCAAAGAUGUAUAUGCUUCUUUUGACAAGUAUGUUGAAGUUGAACGUCUCGAAGGAGACAACAAAUACCAUGCAGAAGGACAUGAUUUGCAGGAUGCAAAAAAAGGUGUUCUAUUCAUAGACUUUCCACCAGUUCUUCAACUUCAGCUCAAGAGGUUUGAAUACGAUUUUAUGAGGGACACAAUGGUGAAGAUCAAUGAUCGGUAUGAGUUUCCUCUUCAACUGGAUCUCGACAGAGAGAAUGGAAAAUAUUUAUCCCCUGAUGCAGACAAGAGUGUUCGCAAUCUCUACACCCUCCACAGUGUCUUGGUUCACAGUGGAGGAGUGCAUGGAGGGCAUUAUUAUGCUUUUAUAAGGCCAACACUUUCAGAUCAGUGGUAUAAAUUUGAUGAUGAACGGGUAACGAAGGAAGAUGUGAAAAGGGCACUGGAAGAGCAAUAUGGUGGUGAAGAAGAGUUACCGCAGAAUAAUCCUGGUUUCAAUAAUCCACCUUUCAAAUUCACAAAAUACUCGAAUGCAUACAUGCUUGUUUAUAUUCGGGAAAGUGACAAGGACAAGAUAAUCUGCAACGUUGAUGAGAAAGACAUUGCGGAACAUUUGCGGGUGAGGCUGAAAAAAGAACAAGAAGAAAAGGAAGAUAAAAGAAAAUACAAGGCUCAAGCUCACCUUUUCACGACAAUCAAGGUCGCAAGAGAUGAUGACAUCACUGAGCAAAUUGGAAAGAAUAUAUAUUUUGAUCUUGUUGAUCAUGAAAAAGUUCGGAGUUUUCGAAUCCAGAAACAGACCCCCUUUCAACAAUUUAAGGAAGAGGUAGCCAAAGAGUUUGGUGUCCCGGUUCAACUACAGCGGUUCUGGAUCUGGGCAAAGCGUCAAAACCAUACUUAUCGCCCCAAUCGUCCCCUAUUACCUAAUGAAGAAUUACAGACGGUUGGACAAAUAAGAGAGGCAUCUAACAAGGCAAACAAUGCUGAACUAAAGCUGUUUUUGGAAAUAGAGCGUGGACCGGAUGAUCUUCCUAUUCCUCCCCCAGAAAAAUCUUCUGAAGAUAUCCUUCUUUUCUUUAAACUCUAUGACCCUGAGAGCGCAGUACUAAGAUAUGUUGGCAGGCUAAUGGUUAAAAGUUCCAGUAAGCCAAUGGAUAUAGUAGGGCAACUGAAUAAAAUGGCUGGUUUUGCUCCUGAUGAGGAAAUAGACCUUUUUGAGGAAAUUAAGUUUGAACCUUGUGUAAUGUGUGAACAACUGGAUAAGAAGACUUCUUUCAGGCUGUGUCAAAUUGAAGAUGGAGAUAUCAUUUGUUAUCAGAAACCUCUAUCUAUCCAGGAGAGUGAAUGUCGCUACCCAGAUGUGCCAUCAUUUUUGGAGUAUGUACAGAAUCGAGAGCUGGUGCGUUUUCGUACACUGGAAAAACCAAAAGAAGACGAGUUUACUAUGGAGCUGUCAAAGCAGCACACUUAUGAUGAUGUUGUGGAAAGAGUGGCUGAGAAGCUUGGCCUUGAUGAUCCAUCAAAACUUAGACUUACAUCUCACAAUUGCUACUCCCAGCAACCCAAGCCUCAGCCAAUCAAAUACCGUGGAGUAGAUCAUCUUUCAGAUAUGUUAGUUCACUACAAUCAGACGUCUGACAUUUUGUAUUAUGAAGUUCUGGAUAUUCCUCUUCCAGAAUUGCAAGGUCUUAAGACCCUAAAAGUGGCUUUCCAUAGUGCCACAAAGGAUGAAGUGAUAAUCCACAAUAUCAGACUACCUAAGCAGAGUACUGUUGGAGAUGUUAUUAACGAACUGAAAACAAAGGUGGAGCUUUCGCAUCAAGAUGCAGAACUGAGGUUACUUGAGGUCUUUUUCCACAAGAUCUACAAGAUCUUUCCAUCUACUGAAAGAAUUGAAAACAUCAAUGACCAGUACUGGACUUUACGAGCAGAAGAGAUACCUGACGAAGAGAAGAAUAUUGGUCCCAAUGAUCGGUUAAUUCAUGUUUAUCAUUUUACUAAAGAGGCCGGACAAAAUCAGCAAGUACAAAAUUUUGGGGAACCCUUCUUUUUGGUAAUCCAUGAAGGUGAAACUUUAGAAGAAAUCAAGACCCGUAUCCAAAAGAAACUCCAUGUCCCUGAUGAGGACUUUGCGAAGUGGAAGUUUGCAUCUUUUUCAUUGGGACGUCCUGAUUACUUGCAGGACACAGAUGUUGUUUAUAAUCGCUUUCAGAGAAGAGAUGUAUACGGUGCGUGGGAGCAGUAUCUUGGGUUGGAGCACAUUGAUAAUGCUCCUAAAAGGGCUUAUGCUGCGAAUCAGAACCGACACGCAUACGAGAAGCCGGUUAAAAUAUACAAUUAGGAGAGAGACAUGGCUAUGCAUGGAGGAAUCUUAAGGGUGGUUUUGGUGCGAGGGUAGGAUGUAGAGAGACUCAAUUUAGAUUUGAUAACCAAAAUGAAUAUAUAUCUUCCAGGUAA
Messenger RNA from Arabidopsis arenosa, 3493 nucleotides. The record is from the annotation of a GenBank genome assembly. NCBI's taxonomy places the organism in Eukaryota, Viridiplantae, Streptophyta, Magnoliopsida, Brassicales, Brassicaceae.